Messenger RNA from Zalophus californianus (California sea lion), 2239 nucleotides. RefSeq names its product serine dehydratase (gene SDS). Gene Ontology annotation, molecular function: pyridoxal phosphate binding; threonine deaminase activity; L-serine ammonia-lyase activity. Gene Ontology annotation, biological process: L-serine catabolic process; L-threonine catabolic process. The record is from RefSeq and is a predicted model, not a curated record. The coding region runs from base 176 to 1162 and encodes 328 amino acids. The transcript is spliced from 8 exons. NCBI's taxonomy places the organism in Eukaryota, Metazoa, Chordata, Mammalia, Carnivora, Otariidae.
GACCAAAGCCCCAGACCCGUAGCCCUCGGGACAAUUCAGGAGACGUUCUACUUGUCCAUCUACUCUCCAUCUCUCCGAGGACUCUACCGUCUAUCCACCUAUAGCAUCUCCAGUCUAUCCCUUCCCGGUUUGCUCCCUCUGUCCCAGCCGCCCAGCUCCACCACCUUGGCCAGCAAUGACGUCUGGAGAGCCCCUGCACGUCAAGACCCCCAUCCGUGACAGUAUGUCCCUGUCCAAAGUGGCAGGCACCAGCGUCUACCUCAAGAUGGACAGUGCCCAACCGUCAGGCUCCUUCAAGAUCCGGGGCAUUGGACACCUCUGCAAGAUGUGGGCUGAGCAAGGCUGUGAACAUUUCGUCUGCUCCUCAGCGGGCAACGCGGGCAUGGCAGCCGCCUAUGCCGCCAGGAAGCUGGGCAUCCCUGCCACCAUCGUUGUGCCCAGCACCACCCCUGCCCUCACCAUUGAGCGGCUCAAGAACGAGGGUGCCAUAGUCAAGGUGGUGGGCGAGAUGUUGGACGAAGCCUUCGAGCUGGCCAAGGCCCUGGCAAAGAACAACCCAGGCUGGGUCUACAUUCCUCCCUUUGACGACCCCCUCAUUUGGGAAGGCCACACUUCCAUCGUGAAGGAGCUGAAGGAGACGCUGAGCACAAAGCCAGGGGCCAUUGCGCUGUCGGUGGGUGGCGGGGGCCUGCUGUGCGGAGUGGUCCAGGGGCUGCAGGAGGUGGGCUGGGGGGACGUGCCCAUCAUCGCCAUGGAGACCGCCGGAGCCCACAGCUUCCAUGCUGCCACCACUGCCGGCAAGCUCGUCUCCCUGCCCCAGGUUACCAGUGUGGCCAAGGCCCUGUGUGUGAAGACCGUGGGGGCGCAGGCCCUGAAGCUGUUUCAGGAGCACCCCAUCUUCUCUGAAGUCAUCUCGGACCAGGAGGCUGUGGCCGCCAUUGAGAAGUUUGUGGAUGACGAGAAGAUCCUGGUGGAGCCUGCCUGUGGGGCAGCCCUGGCCGCCGUGUACAGCCGCGUGGUUCAGAAGCUGCAAGGAGAGGGCAAGCUCCGGGCCCCGCUGUCCUCCCUCGUGGUCAUCGUCUGUGGCGGCAGCAACAUCAGUCUGGGCCAGCUGCGGGCCCUCAAGGAACAGCUGGGCAUGAAGAACGGGCUGCCCAAGUGAGGGCCCUUCCCCGCCCGUCUGCCUUCCCUUCCGGGGGCACCCCUGGUGGAGCUGGAGUUUUAUCCAGCACCUCGCUGUAAAUAUUAUCCUUGUGUCUGCCUGGGAGCCUGCGGCCCAGACCAGCCAGUUCCCUUCUCGGUCCCACGAGCCCACUGUGCCAAGGGGCCGCAGCUCCAAGGGGGAGCCGGGCCGGCAGCCAGCAAGGCCGUGAACUGAACCUCUCGGGCCUCUGUGCAGCAGCUCUGUGACUGUCCCUAGCCACCGUGGCUGGUGACGGCCACCUGUGUGUCCCAUACCAGGUCCCCAGCGAGGGUGGGCAGGAGGGACAGGGACUGCAGCAGGACGGGCCUCCUCCCUAAAAGACGCACAGGGCCGUGGUCCAGGACUGAGAACCACCUGUCCUCUCCCCGAGGAAGCCCAGCCUGGCCCUGCCCACCCCCAGUCAUUUUUCUAAUUGCAGCUUUUUCAUUGAAAAAGAAAAAAAUGUAUUUAUGAAAUGAAGAUCCUUUUGAGUUUCUCCUUCUGCCUCCCUCCCUCCCCUCCUCCCACCUGCCUGCUUGUAGCCCUGCACCCUGCCCCCUGGAACCUUGGCACCCCAUGGACAUGGGGGCCAGGACCCUGCUCCCAGCUGGACUUGCAUGCCGGGAGACAGAAAGCAGGAAGGGAGGGAGCUGAGCAAGAGCUGGGGCAAGGGCUGCCUCCACUGGAGGCAGAACCAACCCCCAGCCCAAGAGGCAGAGGAGGCUGGCCUCAUUCUGACAGGAAGUCCUUCCUGGUAUCAGAAGGACUUGAUCUCAGAACCACUGGGAGCAGAGUAGUGAGCCUCCCAUCACUGGGGGUGUGUAAACUGACCCUGGACACCCAUGUCAGGGACUCAGAAGGAAAAGACUUGAAGUGAAUGCCAUGCAAACCCUCUCAGACAAGAAACCCUGUUUUCCAAGGAGAGCAUGUGUUGACGCCAGCAUAUGGAAACAGAAGACGGCCUGCCAGGGCUCCUCGAGGUCUGGGAGGGGACACCACCACACCACCCAUAGCAGCCCCAGGCAAUUCACUGAAUCUCCAAGUUCAGAGUGAAGU